AUGGCCGGAGCAGCUGGACACCUCAUCCUGGGGUGUGCUGGGAUGGGAACCCCCUCCUCCGGUGCCAGCCGUGGGGAGCUCGGGGUGCGGACGGUGAUCUACGUGGCCAGGAACCCCAAGGAUGUCGCUGUCUCCUUCUACCACUUUCACCGCCUGGCCAAGUUCCUGCCCGACCCCAGCUCCUUUGACGCCUUCCUGACRCAGUUCCUCGAGGGCACAGUGCACUACGGCUCCUGGUUUGACCACGUCAAGGGCUGGCUGGGCCAGCGGCACCUCCUGGACAUCCUUUAUGUCACCUACGAGGAGCUGCACCAGGACCUGCGGGGCACAGCGCAGCGCCUCAGCACCUUCCUGGGCUGCCCGCUGGCCCCGGGGACGCUGGCAGCUCUGGAGCAGCACUGCAGCUUCUCCGCCAUGCGGGACAACGCCAUGGCCAACUACACCCUCAUCCCCGCCGAGAUCAUGGACCACAGCCAGGGCCGCUUCAUGCGCAAAGGCGUGGUGGGGGACUGGCGCGGUCACUUCUCCCCAGAGCAAAACGCCCUCUUCAACCGCCGCUACCAGGAGGAGAUGGGGGACACGGAGCUGCCCUCGCAAUGGCCCAUGGCCUGAGGGACCCGGGCUCGGGGGGGACACUGAGACCCCGCUUGCUGAGAGCCGCUGCAGAGGGGACAGCCCGCAGGGGGACCCCACAACCCACCCCAUGUGUCACCCCAGCGCCGGSGGUCGCCGUGGGGCUCGGGAUCCGCAGCGGGGCCACGGCCCCAUCCCAUUCCCCUGGGGACGGGGCCCUUUUCCGGCCGUGCAUUGUGGCCACCCUAUGGCCUUGCUCCCCCCGCCCGGGGCGCCUGGCCGUGACCCCCCUUUCCGCCCAUCCCGCCCUGAGGAAAUAAAUAUUUAUUGCUGUUCCCGGGCAGGCAGCUAUUCCCA
Malurus melanocephalus (red-backed fairy wren) is the source of this 930-nucleotide messenger RNA. Its product is annotated as sulfotransferase 2B1-like. NCBI's taxonomy places the organism in Eukaryota, Metazoa, Chordata, Aves, Passeriformes, Maluridae. The transcript has 5 exons. The record is from RefSeq and is a predicted model, not a curated record. Gene Ontology annotation, molecular function: sulfotransferase activity. Gene Ontology annotation, cellular component: cytoplasm. The coding region runs from base 1 to 612 and encodes 203 amino acids. Gene Ontology annotation, biological process: sulfation.